AUGCCUAAGUUUGAUGACGGUAAGGAUGACAUAGACGAUUACUUACGCAGAUUCGAGAAACUAGCCUGUUUACAGGGAUGGGAUUCGCAUAAUUUUUAUGUCUAUUUAGGUUCUCUGUUGGGGGGCAAAGCCUUAAAGAUAUACGUAAGUCUGCCGGAUGACGUUCUAGUAAAUUACGAACUGUUAAAAGACGCGUUACUGAAAGGGUAUAAUGUUGAUGUUGAUGUUGAUUCCUACCGUAAGAAGUUUAAGGAGAGUAAGGUUGGUGAAAACGAGACGUACGUGCAAUUAAUGUCUCGACUGAUUAGAUAUUUGGAUAACUGGCUAACAAUGAGUGAUGUCACAAAGAACUACGAGGAGCUGUUUGACUUCUUGAUUCGCGACCAGAUGUUAAACAAUUGUCCUUUUGAACUUCGCGUUUUUCUUAAGGAACGAGUCUUUGGAACUACUCUUGACAUGGCGCAAGCAGCCGACAGAUUUCGUAGUGCACACAAGUCUUUCAAAACCCUAUCACGUGUGAGGGAAUGUUGUAAUAAACCCGUGCAUGUGCUCUUUGAUUCUGGCUGUUCGUCCAUCAUCGUUAAAGAAUCGCUGAUCCCCGCCACGGCGAGGCGAGGGAAAAUGGUCACUCUGUACGACUACCUCGGAGUGGGCCGAACUUUUCCAACUGUGCGCUGUCUUAUAAAGAGCGAAUUUUUGAGUGGGUGGUUCAACGUUGUUGCUGCUCCUAUUAAGUUCACCGAUGUUCUCGUGGGUAUGGUGCCAGGUGUCAAAGUACCAUCCGUGAAUAACCCUAAACGUAAUAUAUCGGUAAACUCGUCUAACCGCACAGAUGUUGUUAAUGCAGUUGCCACGAGAUCCGCUAAAGUAAAGGAAGACGCCGAACCAGCAGAACUGACAGUUUCUGAUUUUCAGAUUGAUAAGAUUUCCAAAGAUGAUUUUAUGAAUGCUCAGAAUAAAUGUUCUUCUCUCGAAAAUAUAAGAGCUAAAGUCAACAAUAAAUCUAUAGUAAAUGUAAAGAAUCGUUCAGUAAAAUACGAAAUAGUGAAAGGCUUAAUUCACCGAGUGUGCGUUAAUAGCAAGCAUGCCUAUGAAGUUGGUGUUAAACAGUUGGUAGUACCUCGGAAAUUUGUAAAUGUGAUUCUUUCAACCGCUCAUGAUUCUCCUGUUGCAGGUCAUUUUUCCCACAGGAAAACAGCGGAUAAGAUUUUUCAUAAUUUUUUUUGGCCAGGCGCGGGAGCGGAGAUAAAACGCUACUGCCGUUCAUGUCACGUGUGUCAGAAGACGAGUCCUAAAGGUAAAAUAGGCAAGGCUCCCAUGGUUCAGAUGCCGAUUAUAAGCGAGCCCUUUGCCAGGGUAGCAAUCGAUCUUGUGGGGCCGAUAACACCUGCGUCUAGCAGAGGCCACAAGUACAUACUGACGCUCAUUGACAUGGCCACUAGAUUCCCUGAAGCAGUUCCCUUACGGAAUAUAGAUACAGUCACUGUAAGCAGAGGCUUUGCUAACCCAUACCAUGCCUGCUGCAACGGCACUGUAGAGCGAUUUCACGCAGUGUUAAAGUCCAUGCUUAAGAAACUCUGCGGAGAACGACCCCAAGAUUGGGAUCGCUACAUUCCGUCUGUCCUGUUCGCGUACCGCGAGGUUCCUAACGAUACUCUGAAAUUCAGCCCAUUUGAGUUGUUAUACGGUCGCAAAGUGCGUGGUCCACUGUCUAUUCUUCAUGAUCUAUGGACCAGAGAUGACAUUAAUGAGGAGACUAAGAGCACUUAUCAGUACGUGCUUGACCUACGAUCCCGCUUAGAGGAAUCAGCCCAAAUGGCCUCCUCCCAUGCUGACGUUUCUGGCAAGAUGUAUAAAGCCUAUUUUGACAGAACUGCUAAAGUACGCAAACUAAACGAAGGCGACGAAGCACUUGUCUUGUUACCAACAUCUCACAAGUUAACUAUGCAGUGGAAGGGACCUUAUUCGGUAGUGAAGAAACACGAUAACGGCGUAGAUUACGAGGUAAAGGUUAAUUCGAAGAAGAGAUUGUAUCACAUAAACAUGCUAAAGAAAUAUGUGAGGCGUGAUGAGGUUUCUUCUUCGCAAGUAUGUCAGAUGUGCGUCGUGGAUGAUCUUCCAUCAUCCCAGGAUGACGAGAAUUUUGCUUGCGAUAUCCCGGAGUUGUACGAGGCUAGUGAAUACAAAGUAAAUCUUAAUCCUGAACUGUCGAGUGAGCAGACAGCAGAGUUAAACAGCUAA
Molecule: messenger RNA, 2241 nt
Organism: Penaeus monodon (black tiger shrimp)
Lineage: Eukaryota; Metazoa; Arthropoda; Malacostraca; Decapoda; Penaeidae
Exons: 3
Coding region: 1-2241 (746 amino acids)
Molecular function (GO): nucleic acid binding
Source: RefSeq, a predicted model, not a curated record